Fimicolochytrium jonesii is the source of this 2501-nucleotide messenger RNA. RefSeq lists its product as uncharacterized. Gene Ontology annotation, cellular component: nucleus. Gene Ontology annotation, biological process: poly(A)+ mRNA export from nucleus. Gene Ontology annotation, molecular function: protein binding; RNA binding. NCBI's taxonomy places the organism in Eukaryota, Fungi, Chytridiomycota, Chytridiomycetes, Spizellomycetales, Powellomycetaceae. The transcript has 11 exons. The record is from RefSeq and is a predicted model, not a curated record. Bases 226 to 2241 code for a protein of 671 amino acids.
ACAUGCACCACUCCGAACCUUCCGUGUGAACGCAACAGCACUUCUUCCUUCCAAGCAAGCGAACGACAAGGACGCGGAAACUGCUCAGUAGUGAGAAGUAGCGGCUGCCUCCAGUUUCUCCUUGCCGCCUGACCAGCACACACGAUCUCCUGUCCUCGCGCCCGGCCAACCAACUGGGAGAUCAGGUGGAAAGCAGGUUGCCCUCAUCGCGUUACUGGAGUAGAGAUGAGCUUUUCAGGACAGGGUGGCCGGCGCGGCAGAGGCCUUUCCUUCGUAUCAGGGCACUCACGACAAAAUCAAGGCGACUUUGGAUCUGCACACACCAUCAACGGGGGACAGAGUGGGUCCCGUUUCAGUGGCGGAUCCAGCUUCGGCGGGAAUGCCAGAGGGCCAUACAGAGGAGGAAGCGGUCGAGGGCGAGGUGGCUACAAUGACGGGAGAGGGUCUGAAGCUGAUGCGAUGAUGAGCGAUGGGCUGGGACAUAGACAAAACCAAUCGCCCGGCAGAUCACGAGGGGGAAGCUCGUUUGGGGAAAGCGCUGGUCCCAACCUCGCAGUGGAGGAAGUAUUGGUUGAAAACAUAGAUCACGACACAGCACCGGAGGGGCUCGGGGUCUGGUUAUCUCGGAAGUAUCAAGCGCAACACGGCCGAUCGCUGAACUUUGUUGGGAGCGAAACUCGUGGGAAUGCAAUAGUCUUCAAAAUGGCAAAUGCUCUGGAAGCGCAGGCAAUCAUGCAGCUGAAUGGCAUUAAUUUCAGAGCGAAGAAGCUUGCGAUCUCUCAAGGGCAAGCUCAUGCGUCUUUGCGCGCGCCUGUAAACAACACAGGGUUUGCAGGCGCCAGAGCCCCGCAGAGCCGACCAGGGGGUGCAAUCGAAGCAUUCAGAACCAUACUGCGGAAUCGCUACCAACCGGAACAGAAGUAUCUUGAUCUGUCGAAUAUGAUGCAGGAUCCGUUAUUAGCGAACGAGAGAAUCCGCGGGUUCGAGCCAGAAUCUAAGAUGGGAGGUGUUAUUUGUAAAAUGAUCGGAGAGUGCUGCCCGGAUGUGGAGACAUUGUCGCUGGCGUCCAACCGCUUGACAACGCUAUCCCACUUCUCCAUAUUGCCGACAUACGCGCCGAACCUGACGGCGUUGUCUUUCCAAGACAAUCAGCUCCGAUCUUUGAGAGACAUUGAGCCGUUGCGCGGCUCCGAGUUCCGUCAACUUCGCGAGCUGCUACUUUCUGGAAAUCCGAUUCGAGACAUCGCAUUACAGAAGCCUGGUGGUGAUGUCGUUUACCGCGGUGAUAUCCAAAAGCUCUUCCCAACCAUCGAAAUUCUCGACAUGGAACCUGUUGGCGCAGAAAUAACUUUCGGAGUAGAUACAAUGGCCGUCGAAUUGCCCCUACAAUCAAGAACUGGAUUCGUGGAUUCCCCGGGCACAGCUGCGCUUGUAAACGAUUUCGUACAAAAGUUCCUGACAUCAUUCGACGCCAACCGAAUUGCGCUCUUCGAUCUCUUUCACGAUCAGGCAUGCUUCUCUCUUUCCCUGGAUUCCACUGGGAGGUCGACGAAAGACCCUCGCGGGAGAGAUCAACUCGCGUUCGCCAGUUGGAGGGAUGUAGAUCACAAUCUGGAGAAAGUUAAGAGCUCAGAGAAGCGAGUUUCGGCGUUGGCGAGAGGAGGGACGAACAUAAUACGAGCAUACGAGCGAAUACCACGAACCCAACACCCACAAUACCCUAGCCCCUCGUAUAUCGUUGAAGGCUAUCAAACCGGCGCGGGUGUAGAUCUCACCCUCUUCAUUCUGCUACAUGGAGAGUUCAGAGAAGUGGAAACAAACACAAAUCGUAGCUUCGAUCGCACCCUCGUGCUCGUAACCCCACCUCCAGGCUCAAGAUCUGCUGCUGCAGGAUUACCUUAUAGUGUGUCAAACGAUCAACUGAAUAUUCGCGCAUAUGCCGGCAACAAGGCCUGGGCGAGCAUCACGGAAACGGCUCCGAACGGAAGCUCUCAUUCGCAGCCAGCCCAUCAUCACCUACCGCAGCUACCUGAUCCCACCCUACUCAAGCAGUUGCAGUUACAAUAUCAAUUGGACGACGUCCGCCAGAGUCAAGUCAUCGAAUUCGCACGUGCCACAGGCCUAAAUUAUCAAUUCAGUCUACAAUGCCUAUCAGAAACGGGCUGGUCUACUCCCGCAGCGAUGCAGGCGUAUCAGAAUGUUAAGGGAAAUAUACCACCGGAAGCGUAUCAAGUUGGGUAAAACAACACGUCCGACCAACUCGGCGAUAUCAGAUCCUGCGCGACGCGGGCUGUCGGCAAACCUCUCGAAACAAUCAGGCUGUGGCAAAAUCGAAUCUCUCAUCCCAUGUACAUACAAUAGACAAACUUCAUCGCAUCGUUUCAUGUCUGCAAGUUCAUUUAUUGAAACCUGCGAGUUCAUUUAUGCCCGCAAGCUGGGGAAGUACCAGAAGCAGUUAUGCACUCUAAAUUUACAAAGAAGAUAUAGGAUUUCCGUUCGAG